Messenger RNA from Spinacia oleracea (spinach), 666 nucleotides. RefSeq lists its product as uncharacterized. The transcript has a single exon. Lineage: Eukaryota; Viridiplantae; Streptophyta; Magnoliopsida; Caryophyllales; Amaranthaceae. The coding region runs from base 1 to 666 and encodes 221 amino acids. The record is from RefSeq and is a predicted model, not a curated record.
AUGAUUGAGACCCAACUUGCUCAACUAGCUAGCACCAUUAAAGAGCAACAAGUGCACACAAGUCUCCCACCCCAAGGUCAAGCACCUACACAAAUGUACUCGGUUGUGACUCGGAGUGGGAUGACUCUAGAUGAUGAUGCUAGGCAAGUUGAUGCACCUUGUUCUAGGGGUGAGGAUCCUAAGGGGAAUGAGUCUCCGGACUGUGAUAUUGCGGAAGAGGAGUCUCAUGUCGAUGGUGUGAUUGAUGGUGUUAAGUCGACGGGGACUACUCUUCCCCCUCUCCUAAUUCCACCUCCCCCCUCUCCUCAAAUAAUUUCUGGAAAUAAACUUGAUGAUCAAUUUCACAAGUUUUGGGAAACCAUUAGCAAGCUUUAUGUGUCCUUAUCUUUCAUCGAGGCACUCAAACAAAUGCCUCACUAUUCUAGAUUCAUGAGAGAUAUUCUUAGUGGCAAGAGAAGUUGUGAAGCAAAGGAGACCGUGCAACUCACGAAGAGUUGUAGCGCUCUAAUUCAACACUCCUUUCCCCCAAAACUCAAUGAUCCCAGGAGUUUUUCUAUCCCUUGUAGCAUUCAAAAGCUCAAAUUUGAUAAUUCUCUUUGUGAUUUGGGGGCGAGUGUGAGCAUCUUGCCAUAUAAGACUUAUGAGAAGCUCAAGCUAGGUACGUGA